CUCGGCCUAGCCAAAGGCCCAAAACUAAGAACACCUCUCUCUCUCUCUCUCUCCCCAAAUGUCGAUGAUGAAUCUUCUUCUCAGGAACACAAUCAAUUCGAACCGUUCGAUUCAAGUUGGUCUUCCAAAUCAAGGCCUCUCGUUGCUUCUUCGUGACUCGCGGAGACAUUUCUCGACGACCGAAGCUGAAGUUGAACAGCCAACUCAGGACCCUCCUACUAAUCAAUUUAUUCAACCCGUAAACAAAGGUUUUGUUUAUGGAAAAUUGUUUGACACAAUGCAUGCGACAAAGGGCUAUAUUCUCAAUUUGCUCGAAGGGGAGUUGACCCGGGAUGAUAUUAAAGUUGACUACAAUAGAUCAUUUACGCCAAAUGGAAUAUUGAUUCAAUUCCAUUCUCAUUCUGCCUUUGAAUAUGCUCGCAAGGCGAUUGCUAGGAAAGGUCGCUUGUUUAGAUUGGAGAGGGUCAAUCCCACCCGGUGGGAUCUUCUUGCAAGUUAUGAUGGAAAAGCCGUGUUACUGCAAGGAAUUCCUCGCAAUGCACUGCCUGAUGAUGUAGAGCGUUUCCUUUCUGGUUGCUUUUAUGAUGCAUCUACAUUGCAGUUUCAAACCAGGCAGGUGCAGGGACUCACAGACCCCAUUAGGUUUGCAGUUGUACGUUUCCGCACACAGACCGAGGCGAUGCAUUGCUUCAUUACGAAGAACAGAGGCUUCUGUCUCAACAGUCAAAUCUUGCUGUGUGUUCUCCAGUAAACCACCCGCCCCCAUCCCCCUUUUUUUUCCUCUGUUAAAACUUCCCGGAUUCUAUUUAUCUGGCACUGUUUUGAGCUUGGGAUUUUAAAUGAGAUCAAUUCCUUACCUCAACAUAAUCUACUUUGAUUUUUCCUGUCA
Molecule: messenger RNA, 889 nt
Organism: Cornus florida
Lineage: Eukaryota; Viridiplantae; Streptophyta; Magnoliopsida; Cornales; Cornaceae
Exons: 6
Coding region: 59-751 (230 amino acids)
Source: RefSeq, a predicted model, not a curated record